AUGCGGUGGUCUCUGCCCAAUAUACCCUAUCCGCCUGAGACGGAUGGAUACUGGAGCCCCGUCACCUCGACAUUGAACUGGUGUGAGGAGGAUUACUAUGUCACAAUAUACUCCGCAGAGAUUGUCAAUGCCUUGACAAACCUUUUGUUCAUGUGGCUCGGAGUGAGAGGCAUCCAGAGCUGUCGUCGAAAUGGACAUGACCAGAUCUUCCUGGUUGCUUUUCUAGGCUACCUAGUAGUCGGCACGGGCAGUUUCCUGUUUCACUCCACCCUGACCUACCCAAUGCAAUUGGUUGAUGAGCUCUCCAUGAUCUAUACGACCUGCUUGAUGGCUUAUGCGUCCUUCUCGUAUACGCGCUCAGUAGGCUUUCGGAUCGUUUUAGCCGUGUUCCUCACCAGUCUAGCAGUCUUCAUCACGCUUUACUACCACUAUCUUCAAGACCCAGUCUUCCACCAGAAUGCUUAUGCGUUGUUGACCACGGUCGUUGUCUUCCGCAGCAUGCAUACGAUGGAGACCACACUGCGUCCGAAAUGGCGCCACUCCCGCGAAGAGGAUCGUCUUGAACGUGAGAAGAAGGGUCUCCCGGUGCCGACCAAGGAACGCCAGCGGUUUGAGAAUGAGCGGGAUCUGAAGACGCUCAAGACUAUGUGGUUUAUGGUUGUGUACGGAUUGUCUAUGUUUCUGGGAGGCUUCUUCAUCUGGUUUCUCGACAAUCAAUACUGCUCGCGAAUUCGCUCGUGGCGCCGGACCGUGGGAUUACCGUGGGGCGUCUUCUUGGAAGGCCAUGGGUGGUGGCAUAUCAUGACUGGGAUUGGCGCAUAUUUGUACAUCACCUGGGGGAUUUGGCUGCGACACUGUCUCAAUGGGCGACAGGAUGACUUCCACUUGCGAUGGGCACACUUUUGGCAUAUUCCGGAAAUCAUUCGAACAAAUCCCCUCUCUGAGAAUGGAGUCUCUCGCGCGAAGAAGUCAACUUGA
Messenger RNA from Penicillium diatomitis, 978 nucleotides. Its product is annotated as ceramidase. The transcript is spliced from 4 exons. Gene Ontology annotation, cellular component: endoplasmic reticulum membrane. Gene Ontology annotation, biological process: ceramide biosynthetic process; ceramide catabolic process. The record is from RefSeq and is a predicted model, not a curated record. Bases 1 to 978 code for a protein of 325 amino acids. NCBI's taxonomy places the organism in Eukaryota, Fungi, Ascomycota, Eurotiomycetes, Eurotiales, Aspergillaceae.